AUGAACAAGACCUCUCGGACCGACGAACCCUAUGAGGGUGACGGCCUCAACCAAAGCCCCAAUGAAUUGUCCAACGAUCUGGUCACUAACCAGGAUCUGAAUGGCAUCGCCAAUGAACGCAAUCGGCGUGGCCGCGACAGGGUCUUAGAUGACUCCGGGCAGGCUGUCGCGCAGGAUUCUGGAUCCGUUCCUGACAGUGUGCCUGCCCAGCCGUACCGAGGGGUGCAGAAUCUGGCCACGUUGCUACAUGCUGCAACUGGUCAGUCGCCUGGAAAGCGGACCUUGACCGCCCAGGUGUUGGACGACCGCCCCCCUGCCGAUACUACCGGCGGGGUGGGCGGGAGUCUUCUGCACCGAGCCCGCCAUGGAUUUCUCGACUUUGCGAAAUUCAUCGGGCCCGGUUUCUUAGUGGCGGUGGCUUACAUUGAUCCUGGCAACUAUGCCACCGACAUUGCCGCUGGCGCCUCGUAUCGCUUUCGGCUUCUGUUCAUCAUCUUGAUGAGCAACUUAUUUGCGAUUCUUCUACAAAGUCUUGCUAUCAAGCUGGGUUCUGUGACUGGACUGAAUCUUGCCGAAGCUUGCCGUGCAUUCUUACCCCGAUGGCUGAAUUACUUUCUUUACUUUAUGGCUGAAGCGGCCAUAAUUGCGACCGACAUCGCCGAGGUUAUUGGAACUGCGAUCGCUCUGAAUCUUCUCUGCCCCCAAAUACCACUUGUUGCGGGAUGCGCCAUCUCCAUCAUCGAUGUGCUGUUUAUUCUCGUCUUCUAUCGACCGGGUGGGUCUUUGAGAGGACUACGCGGCUUCGAGUUCUUUAUCGUUUUGCUGGUUCUCGGGGUGGUCAUUUGUUUCUGUAUCCAGCUCUCCUUUGUUCAGGGCACCACGCCCGGCGAGGUCUUCAAGGGCUACCUCCCGAACAACGCCGUAACCGAGUCCCAGGGUUUAUAUCAAGCUUGUGGAAUCCUGGGUGCUACCGUCAUGCCGCAUUCACUAUAUCUCGGGUCUGGUAUCGUCCAAUCUAGACUGCGCGACUAUGACACCAAGCAUGGGCUUCUACCAGCUGUGCCAUCCUCAGCGGCCAGCAGCAUCAAUGACGACAAGGCGGCAGAGAAGACAUUUUACAUCCCUAGCUUACGUGCCAUCAAGCACUCACUCAAGUACUCUUAUGUAGAGCUCGCCCUCUGCCUUUUCACUUUUGCCCUCUUCGUUAACAGCGCCAUCUUGAUCGUGGCGGGAGCGAGCUUAUACCAGAACUCCGACGCCCUAGAUGCGGAUAUCUUCGGCAUCCAUGCGUUACUGACGUCGAGUCUCAGUCCUGCGGCGGGAACCAUAUUCGCACUAGCUCUGCUGUUCUCGGGCGUUUCGGCAGGCAUUGUCGCCACCAUUUCGGGCCAGAUGGUGUGUGAAGGCGCUCUCAGGUGGCAUAUGCGGCCGUGGAUGCGCCGCCUUAUCACGCGCAGCAUCAGUAUUACACCUAGCAUCAUCAUUGCGGGCGCUGCAGGCCGGGAGAAGCUAAAUGACGCGCUUGAGGGUAGCCAGGUUGCCCUCAGCAUCGUGCUGCCAUUUGUCUCAGCACCCCUCAUUUGGUUCACCUGCUUUAAUAAGUACAUGACCGUGCAGCCCGGCAUGGCGCGCUACCGUGUGGAAGAUACCGAUAAUCAACAGCAGCAGCAGGAUGGAGCAGAUAUGUUUGAAACACCUGCAAGACCAAUGGAUGAGGAGCGUAAUCCGGUCACUAGUUCUGACACCGGUGUUGAUGGCAGUGGCUUGGUUAAGAUGGCCAACCCCUUGUGGUUAAGUCUCUUGGCAGGUAUUGUCUGGCUUAUAAUCGUCGUGAUGAAUGUUGCUAACCUGGUGCUAAUCUGGCUUGGGGAGUAA
Molecule: messenger RNA, 1875 nt
Organism: Microdochium trichocladiopsis
Lineage: Eukaryota; Fungi; Ascomycota; Sordariomycetes; Xylariales; Microdochiaceae
Product: transporter smf2
Exons: 3
Coding region: 1-1875 (624 amino acids)
Biological process (GO): iron ion transport; intracellular manganese ion homeostasis
Cellular component (GO): membrane
Molecular function (GO): cadmium ion transmembrane transporter activity; manganese ion transmembrane transporter activity
Source: RefSeq, a predicted model, not a curated record